ACCAUCCGAACCAUUCGCUAUGCCAGUAUCAGACUUUAAGAUCUCUGAUCCUUUCGCAUAUCAGAAUGGCUUUGGAGACUACCAUGAGACCGAAUCGAUCACUGGUGCUCUUCCCGUCGGUCAAAAUUCCCCGCAGCGCCCUGCUUUCGGUCUGUACGCCGAAAAGCUUUCGGGGACAGCUUUCACUGCACCUAGACAUCUGAACCAGCAAUCCUGGCUGUAUCGUAUCUUACCCUCUGCUGCUCACUCCGAAUUCCAGCCAAGAGAGAAUGUACGAACAGCGGGGACCAACCUACGUCAGAUUCCGAAUCAAUUGAGGUGGGACCCAUUCGACUUUGACGAGCAGGCCGACUGGGUCGAAGGUCUUCAUUUAGUGGCCGGUGCAGGAGAACCGGCUAUGCGCAAUGGUCUCGCCAUUUACGUCUUCGCCGCCGGUCGUGAUAUGGGCAAAGAGGCAUUCUACUCGGCAGAUGGGGAUUUUCUGAUCGUUCCGCAGCAUGGUGUCUUGGACAUUCAGACGGAGAUGGGAAUGAUCCGAGUGCGGGCCAACGAGAUUUGCGUCAUUCCGAGAGGGAUCAGAUAUCGGGUAUGUUUGGCCGACGGGCCAAUCAGGGGUUACAUAUGCGAGAUCUACAAAGGUCACUUCCAAUUACCUGAAUUGGGGCCUAUAGGCUCGAAUGGCCUUGCGAAUGCAAGGGACUUUCAAGCACCGACUGCAAAGUACGAAGAGGAUACUAGCAGCUGGACAGUGGUCGCCAAAUUUGCCAACCAGCUCUUCACAGCGUCUCAAACGCAUUCGCCGUUCGAUGUCGUGGCAUGGCACGGUAACUACUGCCCAUAUAAAUACGAUCUUGGACGUUUUAACACUGUCGGCUCCAUCUCCUACGAUCAUCCAGAUCCAUCGAUAUUCACCGUUCUAUCCGCGCCAUCCGAUACGCCUGGCACGGCUUUGGCCGAUUUUGUCAUCUUUCCACCCCGUUGGCUCGUUGCAGAGGAUACGUUCAGGCCUCCAUAUUAUCACCGCAAUAGCAUGUCCGAGUUCAUGGGCUUGAUCGCCGGAGAUUAUGACGCCAAGAUUGGUGGAGGCUUUCGCCCUGCUGGGGCAAGUCUGCACAAUAUCAUGAGCGCACACGGUCCCGAUGCCAAGACACACCAGGGGGCCACAAAUGCGGUCCUUUCCCCGCAGAAGGUCGGGUCAAAGAGCAUGGCGUUCAUGUUUGAGAGCUGUCUGAUGGUGGGAGUCUCAACCUGGGGUUUAGAGACCUGCCAGAAGGUGCAGGAGGAUUACAAUGCGGAGAGCUGGGAGCCACUUCGGGCCAAUUUCAAGCAUGAGUCAUCUAUCUGACCCGAUCAGCUAAACAGCGUGGUAACACUAGAACGCACU
Kockovaella imperatae is the source of this 1384-nucleotide messenger RNA. Its product is annotated as putative homogentisate 1,2-dioxygenase. Gene Ontology annotation, cellular component: cytoplasm. NCBI's taxonomy places the organism in Eukaryota, Fungi, Basidiomycota, Tremellomycetes, Tremellales, Cuniculitremaceae. The transcript is spliced from 3 exons. Gene Ontology annotation, biological process: L-phenylalanine catabolic process. Gene Ontology annotation, molecular function: homogentisate 1,2-dioxygenase activity. The record is from RefSeq and is a predicted model, not a curated record. The coding region runs from base 20 to 1345 and encodes 441 amino acids.